AUGAAGUUCGCUGGACUUGCCCUUUUGGCGCUAGGCGCUUUCACUGCCGCGUACGUGGUGGUUGACCAGCCGAUGGAAGGCACUGUCGAGGCUCGGAUGCCGGGGAGCGGUCCAACGCGCGCCAACCAUGUCGUCAACGCACUUCGCGUACGUGAGGCUGAGCCAGAACCCCACCACAAGGGGAAGGGACGCAAGAAGAACAACCGCCGAGAGGAGUACGACAUUGAAGCACGUGAGCCCCACCACAAAGGCAAGGGCAGGAAAAAGAACAAUCGCCGCGACCCAGAGGCCGAAGCUGAACCGGAACCCCAUCAUAAGGGCAAGGGGGGUAGAAAGAAGAACAACCGCCGUGAGGCUGAAGCCGAAGCCGAGCCAGAGCCCCAUCACAAGGGCAAGGGAAGGAAGAAGAAUAACCGUCGCGAGGCCGAGGCCGAGGUUGACGAUGUCCUUGUCGCUCGCCACCACAAGGGCAAGGGACGCAAGAAGAACAACCGCAAUUAGGGCCACAGCCGAUUCCUCCUCAAUGGAUGCUGGAUCCGAUGUUGACAGCUCUCUAGCUGAUCCGGUAGCGGAUUGGAUGCGUGUUUGACAUGGAUGGAUG
Messenger RNA from Trematosphaeria pertusa, 601 nucleotides. RefSeq lists its product as uncharacterized. Lineage: Eukaryota; Fungi; Ascomycota; Dothideomycetes; Pleosporales; Trematosphaeriaceae. The coding region runs from base 1 to 501 and encodes 166 amino acids. The transcript is spliced from 2 exons. The record is from RefSeq and is a predicted model, not a curated record.